This is a messenger RNA of Parasteatoda tepidariorum (common house spider), 4421 nucleotides long. Its product is annotated as electroneutral sodium bicarbonate exchanger 1. NCBI's taxonomy places the organism in Eukaryota, Metazoa, Arthropoda, Arachnida, Araneae, Theridiidae. Gene Ontology annotation, biological process: transmembrane transport; bicarbonate transport; regulation of intracellular pH. Gene Ontology annotation, molecular function: sodium:bicarbonate symporter activity; monoatomic anion transmembrane transporter activity; solute:inorganic anion antiporter activity. The record is from RefSeq and is a predicted model, not a curated record. Gene Ontology annotation, cellular component: plasma membrane.
UACGUGUUUGGCAACUUUGUUGUAUUUAUUGUUCUGUUCCAUGAUAGCAGACAGCGUGCAAUGCUGACAAAUAUAUGACUCUGUUUAUUUUAUUUAUUCUCAUUUUCCUGGAUGACGUUGAUGAUAAUUAUUUAUUUUUUUAAACCUCUUACUUAUACUUAUCAAAAUUAUCGUUCCUUUAUUAUCUAUUUUUAAACUGUCAGAAUGGAUGAUGAGAAUGGAACAGCAAGGGAUCCAAAAGUUAUCACUUGUCAACCAUCUAAUGUGUUAGAUUAUGACAUCGAAGAUCACCGAGCUUGCACUGUUUACAUAGGAUAUCAUGUUCCAGCUUACAGAAAAAAAGGCCCUCAUAAAAGAUAUCAUCGUCACCAUCACAAACCUGCACAUAGUACCAGUGUAGAAUGUGAUCCAGAAGCUAAUAAAUCUGUAAGUUUACCAUCUGAAAGAGUCCAUUUUAUAUUGGGCGAAGAUGAAGAUGGCAGCCAUGAGCCUCAUCCCUUAUUUAGUGAAAUGGGAGAAUUGUUUCAAAAGGGUGAUGAAAUUGAGUGGAGAGAAACUGCUCGUUGGAUAAAGUUUGAAGAAGAUGUAGAGGAAGGUGGUAAUCGCUGGUCUAAACCUCAUGUUGCUACUGUGUCGCUUCAUUCACUCUUUGAAUUGAGAAGUUGUCUUACAAAUGGCUCAAUCUUAUUAGAUUUAGAUGCUCAUAAUUUAGAUCAAAUUUCAGAUUCAAUUUUGGAUAAUCUUGAAUCAAAUCAAAUGAUUCCAUCUGAUGUUAAACAGAGUAUUAAAGACAUUCUUUUACGUCCCCACCGGCAUCUUCAUGAGAUUCGUCAUGACUGGAGUGAAAAAAGUUCCCGUGUUUCUCUCAUGAGAUCUUGGACUGAUGGAGGUACAGGGGCAUCUAAAAUCACCUCUCAUAAUGUUCUAUCAUUUUGGACUUCUUUUGCUCCACAUACAACCUCUGUUGUGGAGGAAAAGACCACUGCUGAUGCCGCAUCUGCUAGCACUGGAAUGCUCUGUGAUACUAUUACGACUUCUUUAUAUUGUCGAGCUUUGUCUCAAGCUAAGACAGCAUCUCCUGAAGAAUCUGCAUCUGAAAAUUGUUUAUACAAACUCAAUCAAGCUUUCAUGAAGAAAAUACCUUCCGGAGCAGAGGCGUCAAAUUUAUUAAUUGGAGAAGUAGAUUUUCUUCAAAAAACGACGUUUUCGUUUGUGCGUCUGAAUGAAAGUUGUCAUCUUGGUGAUCUUACUGAAGUGCCAGUUCCUACUAGAUUUCUUUUUGUUCUUCUUGGACCUACAGGAGAAGGAAUUAAAUACCACGAAAUCGGAAGAGCCAUGGCUGCCCUUUUAUCAGAUGAAGUAUUUCAUAACGUGGCUUAUAAAGCAAGAAAUCGUGAUGAUCUACUUGCUGGAGUGGAUGAGUUUUUAGAUGCUACCACCGUCUUGCCACCUGGAGUUUGGGACCCGAGAACAAGAAUCGAACCACCUCUGACAACUGCAUCUCAAGAUGCUAGAAAAAAACCUGAAAGUGCAGAAAAGGAAUGUGAACAUGAAGAUAUUAGUGAUAAUAUGAUUUCCUAUGACGGUCAAGAUGCUUCAUGUAAUGAAAAGUUUUUUGAAGGACUAAGGGCUGAUAUUCGCUGCAAAUCAUCUUGGUAUUUAAGUGAUUUCAAAGACUGCAUAUCUUUACAAUGCAUUUCCUCUGUGGUGUUUCUAUACUUUGUCUGUAUUUCUCAAAUCGUUUUAUUUGGGGGUGCACUUGGUUCUGUUACUAAACAAAGAAUAGCAGCUACAGAGUGCUUAAUAUCAGCUUUUAUUUGUGGUGUUACAUACAGUUUAACCAGUGGUCAGCCUCUAACAUUACUAGGUGUUACAGGCCCUGUUCUUGCAUUUGAAAGUCUAGUUUUUGAGAUUUGCGAAUUAUACUCAAUAAAUUAUCUCCCGUUCCGGGUAUGGAUAGGUAUCUGGACCUCUAUUUAUUUGUUUAUAUUUGUUGCUUUUAAUAUGGCAUCUCUUGUUCGUUACAUCACUCGAUUUACUGAAGAAAUAUUCGCUUUUAUGGUUUCCUGCUAUUUUAUUUAUAAAGCUUUUAAAAAUCUAAUACUGAUUGGCAAGAAAUUCCCCAUUAUAACAAAAUACACACCUUAUAAUCCAAUGUGCAUCUGUAUUCUGCAAUCACCUGUGAAUUUCAGUAUUAACACUGAAGAACGGUGCCAAUAUCUGAAUGGAAUAUCUGCACCAUUUGGUUGUAGCUAUACACCAACUUUAUAUGUGCCUAAUAUUUUUCUGAUGUCCAUAAUGUUGUUUAGUGGCACUCUUUGUCUUAUCCUUUUACUGAGGAAAUUCAAGAAUAUGCCUUAUUUUCGUUCUAAGGUUCGAACAGUCAUAUCAGAAUUUUCUGUACUUAUUGCAGUAAUCUUUAUGACUGGGUUUGAUUUGCUUGCUGGUUUUGCCACUCCAAAAUUGGAAGUACCAGAUACAUUUCAGCCAUCUUGGCAUGAAAGGGAGUGGCUUGUUCCAUUUUUUGGUGAAAAUGCAUGGUGGUCAGCUUUACUAGCGAUGCUUCCAGCUUUAUUAUUGACUCUCUUAAUUUUCAUGGAUCAGCAAAUAACGUCAGUCAUUGUUAAUAGAAAAGAAAAUAAGUUGAAGAAAGGGCGAGGAUACCAUUUAGAUCUUUUCAUAGUAACUAUCUUAAUUGCUGUAUGCUCAAUACUUGGGUUGCCAUGGUUUGUUGCUGGCACUGUGCUUUCUAUGACACAUGUAAAUUCUCUGAGGAUAUUCUGUCCUGGCACUGCACCUGGUGAAAAAGCACACUUUUUGGGUAUAAGGGAACAAAGAGUGACACACUUUUGUAUAUUUGUACUUGUUGGAAUAUCAGUUUUCUUAACAAAAGUUCUGCAGCUGAUUCCAAUGCCUGUGUUUUAUGGAAUUUUCUUGUUUAUGGGUGUAACCUCUUUAAAUGGUUUACAGUUUGUUGAUAGAAUCCAAUUAUUCUUGAUGCCAGAAAAAUAUCAGCCUGACUACAGCUAUGUACGCUUUGCUCCUAUAAGACUUAUUGCAGCUUACACUGUCCUGCAGUUUUUACUCUGUGUUAUCCUGUUUACUUGUAAAUUGUUUAGAUAUACUGCAUUUGCUUUUCCAGUUUUGCUUGUAGCUGUUAUUUUUUGUAGAAAAGGACUUAGUUAUGUGUAUGAUAAGAGACAAUUGAAGCUAUUAGAUGAUGAGAUGCCAGAAAGGUCUAUCUUCAAGAAAAAUGAUAGCUCAAUUAGCCAGAGUGAGCAUUCAGAAAAAGAAAAAUCCCAAGAAAAUGUUGUAAAAAGUCGACAAAAUAGCCAUGCUAAUAUUAAUAUUUCUGAAGUCCUGAUGCAGAGCAGUAUUUGGAAAUGUAUAGAUCAACAAUCCCAGAAAACAUCAAAAAACUUCAAACAAGUUGUGAAAUGCAACAAAAAGAAAAAGCACAGCAAGCGAGAUGCAUCAAAAUUUGAAGAUUGCAAGAGGUUAUCUGUGAUGGAAGAAGAAGGUGAUGAAGAAUAUACCAAUUCUGCUACUGACACUCCAUCCUCUCCUUUGGCGCCAAACUCUAUGAGUGAUUCCACUAAAAGCUAUACUAACAGGACAUUAGUUUGAUUGAGAUUUCAAGCCAAGAAAUUGCCUUUGAUAUGUUGUGUUCAUUGCGGAUAAUCACCUACAGUGUUCAUAAUGCAUGCUCAAAUCUACUUCAUAAAUUUAAAGGUGCAUUAUUAUUUUUUUAAGCUCCUAAUCUCUUUAUCAUUAAAGAUUAUUUAGUAAUUGUUGGUUGUUUUGAUGCAUAUCCAAACUUUUAUACCUGCCAACCUAAUUCUCCCUUUUUUUCUUAUUAUAUUGUUGAUCUUGUGCUCUUUUUAAGUUUUUGGUUUGAAACAAAAGCUUAGUUAUGUUACAAAGCUGAUUAAAGAAUUAAAGGGUUUGUAGCUUAGAAUUAAAGGGUUUGUAGGAAAAUAAUAGAAAACGCAUGUUUAAAUGUUUUUUUUUUCCAUUUCUAAAAUCUCUGCUGUAAUCAAGUUUUCCUCCAUAGUUUAAGGAAAUAAUGUUAAAUGAAGUUGCAGCAGUGUUUGAAUGCCUCGGACAUUAGAUGCUUCUUAAAAGUCCUUGCAUUCUAAUUAAAAUAAAAUUAAAAGCUACUCAAUUCCUUAUUUCAAAUUCUUUUUUCUGGAUUAUAAGUAGAAAUAGUCUGAGUUAAAAUUAUAACAUAUAUCCAAAAAAUAAAGUUUUUUUUUCUUUCAUUUACCUGUAAAAAAAUAUAUUUUUAUUAUAAAAAUAGUAAUGUAUUCAAAAUUUUUAGUACCAUAUAUUUCUGAAGGACCAUAUAUUUGUGCGACAUUUGCCCUCAUCUCAACAGCGAUACAGGCACACUUGCAGAUUCUUUGUGCCACAUAUAGAAA